Chilo suppressalis (striped riceborer) is the source of this 1991-nucleotide messenger RNA. NCBI's taxonomy places the organism in Eukaryota, Metazoa, Arthropoda, Insecta, Lepidoptera, Crambidae. The record is from the annotation of a GenBank genome assembly.
GGGAGUCGACGUGGGUGAUAGUACACGCUGAAAUAUUUUGUUUUGUAUUCAGCGCGAAUUACUUACACAUUUCGAUAAUUCACAAUUUUUAUGCAAAUCAAUGACCCGUGAUUAUCUGACGGGACGGUGAAAGGCUUUUUCGUGUGAACUUAUUUUAAUGACUGUGAUUUAUUUGUAAUCUUGGUGAAAAUGACCGCUUCAACGAUGAUUGAAUUGGAAUCCUGGAUAAUCUACCAGUGUGUCCUGAAUGAAUGUCAUGUGUCAAGCAGCUCAAUGGAGGGUGGCGCGUGGUGCGCACGCGACAUCUCGCUGCGAGCACAGAAGAAGUUUCUGUCGCGCGUCGGCGGCGCGGCGAGCGCGCGUGCGUUGAUACUCGACGAGCAGGCGGCGAAACUCCUAGACCAGUUUCUAACGGUGUUGCGCGAGCGUGUGGAGAAGCGGGAAGCCGAGAAGUUAGUGAAGCACGUGAUCAAGGCGGCCGUGAAGCUGGGCGUGCUGCGCCGGCACGGGCAGCUGUCGCCCGCCGACGAGCGCGCGCUCGCCGCGUUCCGAUCCAAGUUCCAUACGGUUCUCAUGGCUGUAGUGUCAUUCUGUGAAGUUGAAUUCUCUUACGACCGAGGUUUUCUGCAGGACGCUUUGCGUGAAUCGCAUCAGUCGCUCAAGUCAGUAGUUGAGAGGCAUCUAUCAGACAAAUCGGUGUCACGUCUCGCUGGGGUAUUUUCAUUAGCAUCCCGGGGUGAACUCCUGGACUCUUUAUUCGCGGGUCAAGUCGACGAGGAUGUCUUGAAGUUGACCCGGAUGCUCCGCAAAGAACUAGACCGGGGCCUGCUUUAAUCCCCAGGCCGGAACAACUUUGUGCCGUCCUUCAUAUAACAGCAUCAAUCUCUUAGCAUCGGCGACUCUGGAGUCUCGAGCUUCGACUAUGGGAUCACAUGCAACAAUAUCGUUAUCUCCACAAAUGGAGAUUGGAUCUUCUAUUAUUAAGACGGAUGUUUUAGAAAGGGAUUUUUGUAAUGUCCGAUUGUCCGCCCGCAGCGUGGUGAUGUCACUGGAGUUAAAGAUAAUCAGUUUGCUAGUUUGUAUGUCAGCGUCUCGGUAGAGAUUUUUAUCUGGGAUCUUGCCAGUUAGGUGGAUAUUUCUACUGAAAACUGUAAACCACUUUAUGCCAUUCAAAGUUUAUUGAUGUUUCUUGCCUUGUCAGACUCGUGUAAGUCUUGCCAGUUUUAAUAUGAAUGGUGUGAUAUAAUGCGAUAUCAAGAAUACUUCAGUUACAUCACCGACACGAGGGCUUAAUAAGUAGGAUCUCAUUAGCGAAUCAAAUUUUGCUUCGCCCUAAGUUGGAUUCAGCGUUUGUUUUAGUGAAUGCACGUCUAAUAAAUUUCCACAAAAGGUACUCGCGCCGCACAAUUUUAAUUGGAAGCUCUCUUUUUAUUGUAAACAUCUCUAAAAUGUGCGCCCGAAUCAUGCUGAAAAUUAUUCAAAACAUAUAUUUAUAUGAUAAAUAUUGAUGCCAUACUUCUCAGAUACAGUAUUAUAUAUGCAUUUUUGGCAUAAUGUGACAGGAGCUUUGAAUACUCAAUUAUACAUAAUAUGAAUGCUUGAUUGUGAAUGCCUGAACGGAAUUGCCGCACGGGUAUUUUGUAUUUUUUAAUAUUGAUUGAAAAUAUGCCUAAUUUCGAUAAUGCCUACCUUAUAAUAAACAGAGUAGUUCUUAUAACUGCGGUAAUAAAUAUUCAUUCCCAUACUCACGAAGAAAAUCGUGGUAACCAGUUCCAAGGCUUUUGCAAUUCAGCAUAAAGCUGCUUUUUAAUACUUACCGGUAAUAACCUAUACAUAUGUAUUAAAAUUUUAAGGUGUUACAGACUAUGGUCUAAAUUCCCACAAUAUUUGUUACUGAGUAGAAUUAUAUGUUUGAUGUACGUUGUGGCUGUAAAUUUAAACGUUAGUCCAUUAUUUUCAUACAGGAAAUUGUAAUGUUUAUUAUACCUACG